Molecule: messenger RNA, 3070 nt
Organism: Phyllopteryx taeniolatus (common seadragon)
Lineage: Eukaryota; Metazoa; Chordata; Actinopteri; Syngnathiformes; Syngnathidae
Gene: fbxl9
Product: F-box and leucine rich repeat protein
Exons: 12
Coding region: 305-2329 (674 amino acids)
Biological process (GO): SCF-dependent proteasomal ubiquitin-dependent protein catabolic process
Cellular component (GO): SCF ubiquitin ligase complex
Molecular function (GO): protein binding
Source: RefSeq, a predicted model, not a curated record
GACGUCACAUCUGACGAGUUGAAUAAAUGUUGUUUACGGCAUCACAGGGUAACAGUUCAAAGUAGUUUGUUCUUUAUUAACAUGGUACUUUCCAGAUUUCCAUUGCCACAAACUUUGGUCGUUAUGAAGUAUUGUACGGACGAGCUCGCUAGCCAGUAGCCUGGCUCUGUGGUUGAGGUUGAGGCUAGGUAGCUAGUUAGCGACUAGCUCCGCCGUGAUGCGUUUUGAGGUUCCGCCCUGAUGCGUUUAGAGGUCUCAGGUCAGGUGGAGUGUUUUUGACAUCUAACUGAGGGCGAACGCUGAGAUGGAAGGCUGCGAUGAGGAGGACUCGUUGGAAGUGCCUGAGUUGCCUUUGGAGUCUCCUCACGUAUACAACAAAAACAAAGGAAUUGACCUUGCCGUUCCAAUACUUUUGAUUGUAGUCUACAUUCUGAGCUUCCUCCAGACUUCAGACAGAAAGGAAGCGUCACUCGUCUGCCGCAGCUGGUACAUUGCAAGCCAGGAUUUGUGUUUUCAGAAAAAUGCCAUAUUUUGCUUUCCGGCUUCAGCCUCAUCCCUGGAGCUGGUCAGGAGUCUGGGGCGAAGGUCUCGCUGCAGCCUGAUCAUCAGCCAGCUUGAUGGAUUCAGCUUGUCCAGAUCUCUGCUGCUGGAGGUGGGUCUAUGUGUUGGCUCCAAGCUGGACAGUUUAGCCCUGCCCGGCAGCAGUGUCACAGAGGCCUCGCUGCUCGCUCUCCUCCCUCGCCUCACGUCCCUCCGCAGGCUCGACUUAAGAGGUCUGGACAGCCUCUUCAUGUCUGGAGCGUUCCUCUCCAGGAAGGAACACAGACAGCAGGUCAAGUCCGCCUUGUCUAGCCUCGAAGAACUGGACCUGUCCGACCUGCGCUACCUCUCUGACCUCACCUUCAACCGCCUCACCAGCUGCACACCUCGCCUGCGUCGCCUCUCGCUGGCUGGCUGCCACAUCGCUUUUGAAUUUGACCCCUACCGCGGAUGCCCCGUGGGGACUGUCGAGGUUUCCUCGGCGCUGCUCUCACUGAGGAACCUGCGGAAGUUGCUAACGGAGCAAAGCGCUACCCUCGUCGCUUUGGACCUCAGCAGAACCGCCAUCGCCCCCGAGUCCCUUCGCCGUAUCGCCCAGGUUGAAGGCGUGUCCUUGGAGGAGCUUUGUCUGCAAAGCUGCAAGGAGCUGACGGACUACUCGGUGGAAGUUCUGGUGAAGCACCAACCUGGCCUCCGGAAGCUGGACAUCGGCGGCUGCACCGAGCUGACCGGCAGGGCCGUGGUGGCCGUGGCGCGAAGCCUGAGCUCGCUUACGCACCUCUCUUUGUCACGCGACUGGAGGGUCACCGAAACAGGCCUCGCCGACCUGGUGUCAGUCGCAUCCCUGAGGGGUCUGGAUCUAUCGGAGUGUCUUCACGUCGGCGGGGCAGAGAUGGUGAAAGGUUUGUCGCAAUGCCUUGCUGAGCGAGCGCAGCUGGAGAAGCUCAACCUCAGGAGCUGCACUUACAUGCGGGAUGAGGCCGUUUUCUCCCUCACGCAGCUUCUCGGCACCGCUCUACGUGAACUGGACCUGACCUCGUGCGUUAACGUGACGGACCUGUCGGUGCGUGCCAUCGCCACCUACCUGCGGGGCCUGGUGGUCCUGCGGCUGGGCUGGUGUAAAGAGGUGACGGACUGGGGCCUGCUGGGCAUGGUGGAGACGAGCACGUGCGAGCUGGACGAGGAGAAGGAGGACAAGGGCCCCAGGUUCACGCGCACCUUCGGGAACAUGGGCUUCUUCAAGCCCCCGCGUCUGCCCUUCGAGGAGCGUCCCAAGCUGGUGACGCCGGAUGACCUGGAGCAGUUCAAACGGCAAGCGGGAGUGUCGCUGUUGGCCCUCGUGAGGCUGCGAGAGCUCAACUUGUCGUCCUGCUACAAGCUCACGGACGGCAGCAUCACGCAGGUGGUGCGCUUCACAGACCUCCGACAUCUCUCGCUGUCCUCGCUGCCCGGCAUCACCGACGCCAGCUUGUCAGCGGUAGCCCGGCACUGCCGUGCCCUCACCGGCCUGGAGCUCAGCCACUGCGCGCGCAUAAGCGACCGGGGCGUGGCGCAGGCGGCACCGCACCUGCACCGGCUGCAGCAUCUCUACCUCUCUGGUUGCAAUAGCAUCACGGAUAAAUCUUUGUUCCUGCUGGCUCAGCACUGCAAGCGACUCAAAACACUCGACGUGUCCAAGUGCGACAAUAUUUCAGGAAGCGCCAUGGAACACCUUCAAUCGCAGCUUCCCUUUUUGGAAAAGGUCCACUACAAACUACCUGGUGGGACUGACUUUACAACUCUGAUUUAAUGUUCUAGAUGACUUUUUUUUACUGACCCAACAGUGAUAUGAAGAGUUGAUUGAGGUUCGUGACAUUGUCCGCAACUGAACAGAUAAACAGAUCAUCAAUGAACAGUCGAGAGGGCUUCCAGCGUACAGGUUAAAGGUUAUAAUGAAAUCAAUUAGUUCAUAUACCUGUGUAUCGUUGUUUUAAUUACAAUUUCCUGUGCUGAAUGCCUGAUAAAGGCUGAUUUGUUAACUCAUUCACUGCCGGUCCUCCAUGUUAACAUGGUUAAUUGAAUUCAACAGCCGUCAAUGGCAGUGUUCAAAUGUUUUGGGACACCCCGUAUGCAUCUAAUGACAUAUUUCCAACGAUGCGUACUAAUGAGGUGGCGAAGUUGGCACAGCCCGAACAUUUCAAGGUGCCACUUGUGUACUGCUUUCCUUUAAAAUAAAGUCUCUCUUUUUUUUUUUUUUUUUUGGUCACAUGAAGCCAAAAAUCAUAAAGUGCACCCAUCUAAUAAAGACAGCUGGAAACUAGAAUUUAGACAUUUCAUUGUAUUUAUUUAUAUACUUAAGAGAUCUUUGCAAAGUACAAACACAGAUGAGUCCAAAGGUAAUGUCAGCAUCUUCGCUAGGACAAUGUUGGCGUUCGACAUUGAAGUUCAUCACUUUUGUUGGCCGACGCGGUGGUUUAAAACUGCAAUGCACCAGAACUGUGACUGUAAUCUCAUAAAAUGUUUUUAUAAAUAAAGCAAUGGCACAAAAUAA